AUGAAGAAGAGACCCCGGCAUGUCCUGUCCAGGUUGCCAGGCAGCACCGCCAUAAAGCAGCAGCAACUGCCGGCCUGCCAGCUGCGGCUCUCCGCCGCCAGAGUCCUCUCGGUUUUUUUUACCUUGGCAUUAUUCUUUCUCAGCUUGGGCGUCAUCCUCAUACUGUCUGCAAAGAGUGUCAAAGAAAUAGAGAUUAACUAUACAGAAAUGUGUGCAGAUUGUGCAAAACUGAGGGAAAAGGCCUAUAAUUUUGACAGAGAGUGCACCUGUACUAUCCCCUUUCACCUUCCAGAGAAAAUGCAGGGAAACGUUUAUAUGUACUACAAGCUAUAUGGCUUCUAUCAGAACCUCCAUCGAUAUAUUCGAUCCAGAAGUGACAGCCAACUUCUAGGUGAAAAUAUAAAGGAUGUUGAGAACUGCCGUCUAUUUGAGAAGUCCCACAAUGGGACCCCCAUCGCACCUUGUGGUGCUAUUGCCAACAGCAUGUUCAAUGAUACCAUUAUUCUUUCAUACAAACUUAACUCAUCUGUACACAUUAAAGUCCCAAUGCUAAGGAAUGGAAUUACAUGGUGGACAGAUAAACAUGUCAAGUUUAAGAAUCCAAGUUCCAAGAAUCUUUCUAAUGCAUUUGCAGGAACCACAAAGCCCCCAUCCUGGCCUAGGCCCAUCUAUGAGCUGGAUGAAGAGGACCCAGGAAACAAUGGCUUCAUCAAUGAUGACUUCAUUGUAUGGAUGAGGACAGCAGCCUUUCCCACCUUCAAAAAGCUGUACCGUCGUCUCAAUCGAAUACAGUAUUUCACUGAAGGCUUGCCUGCUGGUAAUUACAGUUUCAACAUAACCUACAACUUUCCAGUAACCACAUUCCAAGGAGAAAAAGCAGUUGUUCUUUCCACCGUCACAUGGAGCGGAGGUGGUGGCCUUUUCUUGGGUCUUGCUUACACUGUGACAGGGGCCAUGACGUGGCUGGCCUUCUUUUCAAUGAUGGCAAUUCACUUAAAGCUGAAGAAAAAGAAAAUAUUCUUCCUCCAGCUGUAA
Molecule: messenger RNA, 1035 nt
Organism: Elephantulus edwardii (Cape elephant shrew)
Lineage: Eukaryota; Metazoa; Chordata; Mammalia; Macroscelidea; Macroscelididae
Product: cell cycle control protein 50C-like
Exons: 7
Coding region: 1-1035 (344 amino acids)
Biological process (GO): phospholipid translocation
Cellular component (GO): Golgi apparatus; plasma membrane; endoplasmic reticulum
Source: RefSeq, a predicted model, not a curated record